AUUAAGAAAGGAGCAUCAUGCUUCGUUUCGUCGUUCGCGACAAAUUCAUCGUCUGCGACAAUCUCGAGAAAUGUCUAAAUGCUUUGGGAGGCAUACGUGACAUUUGCAGCGUUGCUACGUUAUCGAGGGUCAAGGAGAGACUUAUUGUUAGUGGUAGUUCGACGUCGCGUUCGAAUUGUUUGAUCGAUUCCACGAUACCUCAUGCAGCUGUCGAAACGACACGCCGGGAAAAUCGUCGGCUGUCAUCAACGUCGGUUAUCAAAGAAGCUCGCAAGACCUGUCUUUAUGAUCUUCAUGUGGAAAAGCAAGGCAAAAUCGUCAAUUUUGCCGGAUGGUUACUGUCGGUACAGUAUCGAGAGGCGAUCGCAGUGUCUCAUCUGCACACCAGAUCGUUAGCAUCGCUCUUUGAUGUUGGUCACAUGCUGCAGACGUGCGUUUCUGGCAAAGACGCCGGAGAAUAUUUGGAAUCGCUAACCACGUGUGACCUCAAAAAUUUAAGCAGAGGUGCCGCGACUUUGACAGUCUUCACCAACGAUAAGGGUGGAAUUUUAGACGAUCUCAUUAUCACCAAAGACGAUGAAGACAAAUACUUUGUCAUAUCUAACGCAGGAAGACGGGAGGAAGAUAGUCGACUUCUUUUGGAGCGUCAAGAUGAUUUCAAAAAGGUUGGUAAAGACGUGUAUAUUGAUUUUUUGGAUCCCCUGGAGCAAGGGCUCAUAGCUCUUCAAGGUCCUACAGCGGAAAUGGUCCUCCAAUCAUUGGUAAAGAUCGAUCUUCGAAGCCUAAAAUUUAUGAAUAGUGUCAAAACUGAAGUAUCAGGCAGUCGCAUUAGAAUCUCGCGAUGUGGAUACACCGGAGAGGACGGAUUUGAAAUCUCGGUACCUGCGAAUGACGCGAUUAAUCUAGUCGAAAGGAUUUUAGAGAUUCCUGACGUGAAGCUGGCCGGUUUAGGCGCCAGAGAUAGCCUAAGAUUGGAGGCUGGACUUUGUCUGUACGGUCACGAUAUCAACGAGGAUACCACACCAAUUGAAGCUGCCCUUACAUGGCUAGUCGCGAAACGACGAAGGGUAGAGGCGAACUUUCCAGGCGCACAGCGAAUACUUUCGCAGAUCAAGACAGGCACGACGAAGAAACGUGUUGGGCUCUUAUUGGGUCAAGGACCACCUGCCAGGGAAGGCGCGCCCAUAUUAACGCCGGAAGGUGAGCGAGUGGGCAGCGUCACUUCCGGUGGACCAAGUCCGACCUUGGGUCGGCCGAUCGCUAUGGGAUAUAUGCCACCGGAUUUAGCGCAAUAUGGUGGCGGAAUAUUGGUCGAAGUUCGAGGGAAAACGUAUAAGGGUACCGUAACAAGAAUGCCCUUUGUGAAAACGAAGUAUUACACUGCAAAGUGAUACUGAUUUCACAACUAAAAUUGACUGAUUUUAGGCAAUAUUGCGAAAUAAUUAAUUGACAGUGACGAAUCGUUUAUAUUAUAUAAGUAUAUGAACAAUUGAUUCGUUUGCUGACAAGAAUAAAUUGC
Molecule: messenger RNA, 1519 nt
Organism: Atta colombica
Lineage: Eukaryota; Metazoa; Arthropoda; Insecta; Hymenoptera; Formicidae
Product: aminomethyltransferase, mitochondrial
Exons: 5
Coding region: 18-1391 (457 amino acids)
Biological process (GO): glycine catabolic process
Cellular component (GO): mitochondrion
Molecular function (GO): protein binding; aminomethyltransferase activity
Source: RefSeq, a predicted model, not a curated record